GGCGCCUCCGCUUCAUUAGGCGCAAUCAGCGGGUGGCUGAGAGCCAAGACCCGGCGAAUCCCGUCACCCAGCUGCGGCGCGGAACUCGGCGCCGCGUCCCCGCGUCCCUUGGGGGUCUGGGGACAUGGCCCGAAAGGCUCUCAAGCUUGCUUCGUGGACCGGCAUGGCUCUUGCUGCCUCUGGCUUCUUCCUCUACAGCAACAAGUACUUGGAUCCUAAUGACUUUGGUGCUGUCAGGGUGGGCAGAGCAGUUGCAACGACAGCUGUCAUCAGUUAUGACUAUCUCACCUCCUUGAGGAGUGUCCCCUAUGGUUCAGAGGAGUACUUGCAGCUUCUAUCCAAGGUGCACCUCCGUUCUGCCAGGCGUCUCUGUGAGCUCUGCUGUGCCAACCGGGGCACUUUCAUCAAGGUGGGCCAGCACCUGGGCGCUCUGGACUACCUGCUGCCUGAGGAGUAUACCAGCACGCUGAAGGUGUUGCACAGCCAGGCUCCACAGAGCAGCAUGCAAGAGGUCCGCCGGGUCAUCCGUGAGGACCUGGGCAAAGAGAUCCAUGAUUUGUUCAUGAGCUUUGAUGACACCCCCCUGGGGGCCGCCUCCCUGGCCCAGGUCCACAAGGCAGUGCUGCAUGAUGGGCGGACGGUGGCUGUGAAGGUCCAGCAUCCAAAGGUACAGGCUCAGAGCUCGAAGGACAUUCUCCUGAUGGAGGUGCUCGUCCUGGCUGUGAAGCAGCUGUUUCCAGAGUUUGAAUUCAUGUGGCUGGUGGACGAGGCCAAGAAGAACCUGCCUUUGGAGCUGGAUUUCCUCAACGAAGGGAGGAAUGCUGAGAGAGUGGCCCAAAUGCUCAAGCACAUUGACUUCUUAAAGGUCCCCCGCAUUUAUUGGGAGCUGUCCACCAAGCGGGUCCUUCUGAUGGAGUUUGUGGAUGGCGGCCAGGUCAAUGACAGAGACUACAUGGAGAAGAACAAGAUUGAUGUCAACGAGGUGAGGUUGAGCUCUCAUGGCUGCUGUGCGAGGGACGCCCACCGAGGGCAGAUUUCACGCCACCUGGGAAAAAUAUACAGCGAGAUGAUCUUUGUCAAUGGUUUUGUGCACUGCGACCCCCACCCUGGCAACGUGCUGGUGCGGAAGCACCCGGGCACAGGAAGGGCAGAGAUUGUCCUGUUGGACCACGGGCUCUACCAGGUGCUCACGGAGGAGUUUCGGCUGGAUUACUGCCACCUCUGGCAGUCGCUGAUUUGGACUGACAUGGAGAGAGUGAAGAAGUACAGCCAGCGCCUGGGAGCCGGGGACCUCUACCCCUUGUUUGCCUGUAUGCUGACGGCCCGGUCUUGGGACUCGGUCAACAGGGGCAUCAGCCAAGCCCCGGUCACUGCCACUGAGGACUCGGAGAUCCGCAACAAUGCCGCCAACUACCUCCCCGAGAUCAGCCAGCUCCUCAACCACGUCCCUCGCCAGAUGCUGCUCAUCUUCAAGACCAAUGACUUGCUCCGUGGGAUUGAGGCUGCCCUGGGCACCCGUGCCAGUGCCAGCUCCUUCCUCAACAUGUCGCGUUGCUGCAUCAGAGCGCUGGCCACGCACAAGAAGAAGAGUACCUGUUCGUCCUUCAGAAGGGCCCAGAUCUCUUUCAGCGAGGCCUUCAACUUAUGGCAGAUCAACCUUCAUGAACUCAUUCUGCGUGUGAAGGGGUUGAAGCUGGCCAGCUGGAUCUUGGCCUUUCUUUGCUGGCUGUUGCCCACUCCAUACUGAGUGGACUUGCUGUCCCCUUUCCCUUUCCAGUGUGAUUCUGGUGGGCAAGUUGACUUUUCACUCCACUCCUCUGUCAUGUCUCCACCCAGGUGCCCUAUUUCUGUCACAUGGUGGCCUGGGGCCCCAUGAUCAUUGUCCGUGGCACCACUAUACUUCACACCUCUGGAAUCCCUCCCCUAUGCUGUAGCCCUUGUCUCUGGGCCCGCAAGCUGUCCCCUGCAGUAGGCUUCUCCCCUGACCCAGGGAGAUGGCCCACCACUCUAGGUGGGUGCCAUGGGGCUGGAUGUCACCCUACUUCCGGUAACAACUCCUGUUGUCAGGAUGGACCACGAAUCCCACUGACUUCCUACAUGAAUUCCUACAUUUAACUUGUGGGCACUCUGAUUUUGUUGGAAAAGAGCAUUGUUUCUGAUCUUGCUGGGAACAGAUUCCCUCUCCUUGUCCUGUCACUCCCCAGAGGUGUUGCACCUGAGCAAGGUGGCUCGGCAUCCGGGGCAUGAGUUCUCUGCUGUCACGGUGACCCCUUUGGUGUUUUAUGUACUGUGUUUCAAUAAAACCCCUUGAGGGUUGCAGGGAAGGGCUUUGUUGAUGGGAUUUUUAUUCUAGGUUGGGGGUGAGUCCACAUUGGCCGUUAGGGAAGAGUGGACCUGGGUGCCUUGUGCCACUGUGUUCUGCUUGGCAUCUUGCCCCUGUCAUCCUUCCAGCCUUUCCCUGUGUGGCCGCUUCCUGCCGCAUGUAGGCUUUUCUUACUUUCCAAGACUCUGACGUUUUGGUCAGAGGAGUUAAGAAGCCCAAGGCCAAGAACUCAGAGGCUCAUCUGAAACUUCUGCCUUUGGUUUCUCUGGGCUCUCCACCUGCUUUGUUCUACUCAUUGCAUCCUGACUUAGCCCUUCGGCUCCUCAUUUGACGCCCUCAGUCCUGGAGACUGUAGUGUAAGCCUCAGUCACUGUGGCUAGGGUUCCACUCUGGAGCCUCCUUGUCUCCUGUCUGGACUCCAUGCUUCCAUCUGUUACCCAUGGCCAGGGCUGCCCCACCCCCACUCAGUCAUCUGCUCCUGUUUCUGGGUCAUCCCCAUAGUCCUGCUCUAACUCCAGGUCCCUGAGAGACUCCACAUUUGGCAGGUCCUACUAUUACCGAGCACCUGUGCUCACCGGCAGUAAUUGUGUUUGAGUGUCUUUGAUCUUACUUCAUCCCAUUUACAGGGGCAGAAAACCCCUGAAUCCAACUCUCAUCUUCUCUUUGUUCAUAAUACAACAAGCAGGUUUUCCACUGAGCAGAGAUGAUUUUCAAUCCCUUUAUUUCCUGAAAGAAUUAAUUGUUCUUAGUGACCAGUUGGAUGCACCCGGGGACCUGGGAGAAUAAUUUGUAAGAUCUGUUAUUAAUCAUGAGGAUGCAUGCUGCAUAUUAUAUUUUAUGGUGUCUUUUAUAGCCACUGAAGUAAAUAUAUAAUGUCCUUUUUGUUCAAGGUAA
This is a messenger RNA of Felis catus (domestic cat), 3217 nucleotides long. It is a transcript of the gene ADCK1, whose product is annotated as aarF domain containing kinase 1. Gene Ontology annotation, biological process: protein phosphorylation; lipid homeostasis; mitochondrion organization. The record is from RefSeq and is a predicted model, not a curated record. Gene Ontology annotation, molecular function: ATP binding; protein kinase activity. Gene Ontology annotation, cellular component: mitochondrial inner membrane. The transcript is spliced from 11 exons. The coding region runs from base 125 to 1747 and encodes 540 amino acids. NCBI's taxonomy places the organism in Eukaryota, Metazoa, Chordata, Mammalia, Carnivora, Felidae.